AUGAACAGACUCACCUUCCUAAAGCGAGUGUUUGCUGCAGGCUCGAUGUCGGACGAUGUCAGCGACGAAGAAGUGGUUACCCUCAAACAAGGUCCCCAGGAUGAUUCUGGGGGGGAUGAUGACGCGGACAACGUGGUGAACCUGGACGAAAUGCUCGGCUUCAUGCAGCAGCUCAAGCAGAGCGGAGUGACCCUCACGGCCAAGGGACGGGGCAAGAAAAAGCUUGCUUGUCUCAGUAAGAUGCUGCAAGACAACGGUGCUGGGCCAUCUACAUCUCGUGGCACAGCGCUAGACACAGAGGCACCUACUGAUGCAGCAGCAGCUGCUAUCAGUGCACCAGCAAUCACUGCGGCAACAACCACUCCGGCUAUGGCGGCGGCGGCGCUCACUAGUGCGCCUGCCGCCGCGACGACCGUGACAACCGUAGACGACGCAACUACCGUGACUUCUCCUGCCGCUAUACUCACUGCAUCGAUUGCUGUUUCCACGCCUGCCGAUCCGGCGACAUCAGUUCCAAGUGCCGCUGCUGUCAAUGCUGCCUCAGACUCCCCAACUGCGCCGCUUCCUGCACCAUCAUUAGCUGUGGAAGAAGAAGCUGCAACCGCGAUUUUUGACGGAUCUGUCGUCACCGCCCCUGCUGCCGCAACUGCAAACGCCGCAGCAUAG
This is a messenger RNA of Closterium sp. Yama58-4, 666 nucleotides long. The record is from the annotation of a GenBank genome assembly. Lineage: Eukaryota; Viridiplantae; Streptophyta; Zygnematophyceae; Desmidiales; Closteriaceae.